AUGAAUUCACUGUGGUCCCGUCUCAACAUCCUAUCGGCUCUUUCUCCAAAACAGUCUUGCCGUAGUGUGCAAAACACUAUUCCCCAACCAACCAAUGCUUGUGAAAAUGCACCACACCUUGCCGAAGCAAGCAUGAAUCCAGAAAGUUCAAAUCAGGAAAACAUAUAUACUGAUAUGUAUACAUUCAGUUCAAUCAGUGCAAUCAGUCCAAUCAAUGAUUCAAGAAUCCCUACUUCACCAAUCUCGUCCCUGAUUGAGGCAGCUAUGAUACUGCAGUCUGGAAAGCAAUGCGACUCUACAGUAUCAACCAUAUAUACUGCAGAGUCCAUUGCACCAGAUUCAGCAGUGGCUGGCCAUUCAUCAGGACCCGUUGAGCAUUAUACCGAUGCUCAAGCAUCUAUGCUGUCAUACAGCUAUGCUAAACGGGUUUUGGCGUGUGACAAACCGCCUUUUGAAACUCGGUAUAAAAUCCUGUUCAGUGUUUGCAGUCUCUGCAGUGGUGACUGGACCAAACUCAUGAUUGCUGAAAACAUGGCAAGAUCACCGCAUCAAUCAACCAGUACCGUUUACUCGACCACCCAAUGCAUCCGUGACAAAUGUAAGGUGCUUUCGAUUGAUCCAGACAGUGCAUCUGUGUCUGAUGCAACUCGACUGGUAUAUGUAGUUGGAUCUGUGGGCAUGCGAUUGAUCAACAGCGAUUUGUCAGUGUACACGCAGACCAACAAUUUGUGUGGUAUCAGUCCAAUCCAAACUACUGGCAGGGCAAUUCGAGGUAAUAUGAACUCGAUUGGAAACGUUGACUUUUUCACAUUGAUGGACGAAAUGCUACAAACAGUCAAAUACCUCACCAUGCAAGUUGUAUUCCUGAAAACUGAUAUGGACGCUGUGACUAGCGCAUUUGGUCAGUUGCAGAGCCAAACCAAUGACAUUGUUGUCAUGAUGACCAAACACGACAGUGUCAUUCGAUCAUUACUGGGACAGAUCUUGGUCAAACUGGACUCUGGUUGCUCACCAACACAUGCAGUUGUUAUACCAGUUGUGGUAUUCGAAACCAUUUCCACGACUGUGAACAUCACCGCAACAGUGACUGUGUUUUGCCCACAAAGUCAAUCCAAGUUGUUCAUAUGCGACAACAGCACGUUGCACACACACGCAGACUGUCGAUACGGAAUGUCAAGCAACAAUCGACUUAUUCCGUAG
Molecule: messenger RNA, 1200 nt
Organism: Batrachochytrium dendrobatidis JAM81
Lineage: Eukaryota; Fungi; Chytridiomycota; Chytridiomycetes; Rhizophydiales
Exons: 4
Coding region: 1-1200 (399 amino acids)
Source: RefSeq, a predicted model, not a curated record